Drosophila simulans is the source of this 2184-nucleotide messenger RNA. RefSeq names its product LIM and senescent cell antigen-like-containing domain protein 1 (gene stck). Gene Ontology annotation, biological process: cell-cell junction organization; positive regulation of integrin-mediated signaling pathway; cell-cell adhesion. The record is from RefSeq and is a predicted model, not a curated record. NCBI's taxonomy places the organism in Eukaryota, Metazoa, Arthropoda, Insecta, Diptera, Drosophilidae. The coding region runs from base 836 to 1882 and encodes 348 amino acids. Gene Ontology annotation, cellular component: cytoplasm; focal adhesion; cell-cell junction. The transcript is spliced from 6 exons.
CAUUUGGCAGCAUAAUAAUCAUCGUUAUCCACUCGCACAAAUAAGCAUUUUGCUAAUUAAAAAAAAAAAAAUAUAUAACUAUUUAAGGCUAGCAGUGCCUAUCAUUCAUGCCCUCAUCCAGUGUUAACCCUCUGCCAGCGAUGCGGGCGCUUUGAACCCCCAUUCAAUGCAAUUUUCCUGCCAGAUGUUUACUCCAACGAUGACGUCAUGGCCACAUUCAAAUUUAUUUUUAAACGCCGCCACUCGAGAGCGUGUGUGUGUGUGUGUGAGACUGUCUGUGUAUUGUUUACUAUUCGUAUUUUUGUGUGUAUUCGUCGGAUUUGAUUAUGAUGAGUGGGCCGCUGUUGUGUUGGCGGCAAACCCAAUUCCAAUUGGAUGCUAGAACUUGUAACCCCUUUUGGAUUCCAAGGAAUGUGGGGAGUUUGAUAGUUACAUCUUAAUAUAUAUGGUUUAUAUACAAACUUUUCAAAUGGCGCUCCUGCUUGCAAUGAUUAGUUUAAUUACCCAAUAUAGCCAUUUAGCCAACCUAAAGCGAAUAUGAUAAUUAUACGAAGGUAUAUAUUUUAUAUAUAUAUAAACUGUCCCGAAACGAUAUAUCACCAAGUCAUCACAUCUGCAGCGUACCACGCUUGAUAUCCAACUGCCAUGCGACGCUCUCUGUAAUGAAAGCUAAACGUCCACGGAAUGCCAGAAAGCUUUUUGGCUGUGCAUUCAAAGGAAAUAUGAUUCAGACAGCGUCAACAGAGCCGGCAAGCGAUAAGUCUCAUUGUUUUGUCCAGUUUCUCACUUCACGCCCUGCCCUAAAGUCGUUUUUCUUUGCGCUCAAGCUAUAACCAUGAUGUACUCCAAGGCUGAAGUAGUCCAGGCAGCGAACAUGUCGCUGGGUGCAAUGCAUUGUACGCGAUGUGCCGACGGCUUCGAGCCGACUGAGAAGAUUGUCAACUCCAAUGGAGAACUCUGGCACACACAGUGCUUUGUAUGUGCCCAGUGCUUCCGACCCUUCCAGGAUGGCAUAUUCUAUGAGUUCGAGGGCCGCAAGUACUGUGAACGCGACUUUCACGUGCUUUUCGCUCCCUGCUGCAACAAGUGCGGCGAGUUCGUCAUCGGACGGGUCAUCAAGGCCAUGUCAGCUAGCUGGCAUCCACAGUGCUUCCGCUGCCAAUUGUGCGCCAAGGAGCUGGCUGAUUGCGGGUUCAUCAAGAACCAGAACCGCGCCUUGUGCCACGAGUGCAAUGCCAAGGUGAAGGCGGAGAUUACCGGCCGAUAUGUAUGCCAAAAAUGCCACGGCCUCAUCGACGAGGAGCCUUUGCGAUUCCGGGGCGAAGUGUACCACGGCUAUCACUUCAGUUGCACGGCCUGCGGCACAGAGUUGGAUUCCACUGCCCGGGAGGUCAAGAGCCGGCCAGGAUUGGCUGCUAACGAUAUGAACGAACUGUAUUGUCUGCGUUGUCACGAUAAAAUGGGCAUUCCCAUAUGUGGCGCCUGUCGUCGGCCGAUUGAGGAGCGGGUGGUAACGGCGCUCGGAAAGCACUGGCAUGUGGAACACUUCGUGUGCGCCAAGUGCGAGAAGCCCUUCCUGGGCCACCGACACUACGAGAAGCGGGGAUUGGCCUACUGCGAGACGCACUAUCAUCAGCUCUUUGGCAACCUGUGCUUCGUCUGCAACCAAGUUAUUGGAGGCGAUGUUUUCACUGCCUUAAACAAGGCCUGGUGUGUGCACCACUUUGCGUGCUCCGUGUGCGACACGAAGAUGACACAAAAAUCGAAAUUCUACGAGUACGACGAGAAGCCGGUGUGCAAAAAGUGCUAUGACCGAUUUCCAAACGAACUCAGACGACGUCUGCGCACCGCCCACGAGAUGACAAUGAAAAAGAACACCUAAUGCCUUGGAGCGAGUCUUAGAUCCACACCAAACAGUGCCUUUGUCGUUGUAGACCCGCUUUCACUACCGUUUUUAACAUUUGAGAAACUAAAACCAAACAAACUAAAACCUCUUGUGCAUGUCCUUUCCAUCUGUUGUAAUCCUGUUGUGUGUAAUUUCAAUUUUAAAUCGAGAAUCAACGGCAUCAAUAGCUAGGGAACAUAACAUAUUGUAUUAACAGCCUUUAACGUUGUUAUUUAAUUGAAUUUUAUUUAUAUAUAAAUGUUUUUAAAAUUAUAAAACGUAAUGCUUAUUCGCAAUAA